Clupea harengus (Atlantic herring) is the source of this 1296-nucleotide messenger RNA. It is a transcript of the gene pin1, whose product is annotated as peptidylprolyl cis/trans isomerase, NIMA-interacting 1. NCBI's taxonomy places the organism in Eukaryota, Metazoa, Chordata, Actinopteri, Clupeiformes, Clupeidae. The record is from RefSeq and is a predicted model, not a curated record. Gene Ontology annotation, molecular function: protein binding; peptidyl-prolyl cis-trans isomerase activity. Gene Ontology annotation, cellular component: nucleus; cytosol.
CUCUCUGUUGGUGGAGAAGUGUAAUAACAUAUUCAAUGGGAAAGGGUGCAGCGUUUAAGGAAGGAAAGCAGACUUGCAAACACUUAAAAGCAGACAGAAAUGGCAGACGAUGAGAAAUUACCGUCCGGAUGGGAAAAGCGAAUGAGUCGCAGUUCAAACAGGGUAUACUACUUCAACCACAUAACCAAUGCCAGUCAGUGGGAACGGCCGGUUGGCUCCGGUGACGGUCGAGGCGACCCCGACAAAGUGCGCUGCUCUCACCUGCUGGUGAAGCACAACCAGUCGAGACGGCCGGCGUCAUGGCGAGAGGAGAACAUCACCCGGAGCAAGGAAGAAGCAUUGGAGUUCAUUCAGAAAUACAUAGAGAAGAUCAAGUCAGGCGAGGAGAAGUUUGAGACUCUGGCCUCUCAGUUCAGUGACUGCAGCUCUGCCCGAAAUGGAGGAGACCUAGGCUUGUUUGGCCGAGGUCAGAUGCAGAAGCCAUUCGAGGAUGCUUCGUUCGCUCUUAAAGUGGGAGACAUGAGUGGUCCUGUGUUCACUGACUCCGGUGUUCACAUCAUCCUGCGGACUGGUUGAGGCUCUCCUGGGGGGCUGGGAAGGGGGGGAAUGCCCCCCGCCCCCCUACCCCAGCUGUUGGUGCAAUCCAACUCCUAUAACCUCUACACGAAAGGACUGUACAUUAUACAUCAACACACACACACACACACACACACACUUACAUUUAUGAAUGCACUGCAUUUCCCCCCCCCCCCCCCCCCGACAAAAAAGAAAGUGUCCAUUCGUCAUGACCGUUUCCAAUGGGAGAACAGGCUUUGUGUCCCUUGCAUCUUUCUUCUUGCCUUAUGAGUCCCAAAGCUCUCAUCUCAUCAAAUCAAAUGAAAUCCAAACCCUUCCUUUCCAGUUCAGCCUCUCCGGCCGUAGGGACCCCAUGGCACCAACUCGCUUCCCACCACCGCCAUUCUGCCUGCCUGGUGACCUCAAAUCAUUCCCAAACAAUGAGCAAUAGUGACGUCAUCAAAAAUCGGCCUCUCUCCACUUCGGUCCCAGUUGGCUGUAGUGACAUCAUCAAAAAGCGUUCUCUCUACACUCCCAGUCCCAGUUGGCUGCCUGACCGCGGACUCUGGUUUAAACCCGGGUCUGAUUGGCCAGAGUCUGUAAUGAUCUGUGCCAGCGCUGGUCCUGAUUUGGCAAACGUCUGGGCCACCGGCCACCCGGGACCGGGUCCUCCCCUCCUGUGUUGAGAAAGUGAUGUUAAAUAAUGAGGAUAAUAAAGUUGACUCGUCAUGUGACCAAAAA